ACAUAGAGUAUUCAUAUUUCAGACAUUCUUACACGUGUGAGACACUCUGUGCAGCUUAGUUGUACAUGGUACGUGACUCUGUGCACGAAUUCUUUGUUUACGCAUACACAGUAGCCUUGCAACAGCUUUGGAGGUUGGCAGAAAUAUUUCAGCAAAAAUUCAAUUGUUAUACCAUUGUCCACUUUCUGAACGAUUUAUUUGAUUUCCUUGUUAAUAACAUAUGCAACAAAUAUUUGUAUUGCAUCGUUUGUUUAGUUGUAUAUGAUAGUUUAAGGCUUAAGGAUUACUCGUUUCGGCAGAAUUAUACGUACCGUGAGAAGCUGUCAAUUAGCGAGGAGUUUCAUCAAAUAUGGCUGCGCUACCAAGAAGGAUUAUCAAAGAAACACAAAGACUAAUGCAAGAGCCAGUUCCCGGUAUCAGUGCUGUACCAGAUGAUACAAAUGCUAGGUAUUUUCAUGUAAUUGUAACUGGACCUGAAGAUUCGCCAUUUGAAGGUGGACUUUUUAAACUUGAGUUGUUCCUACCAGAAGACUAUCCAAUGUCUGCUCCUAAAGUUAGAUUCAUUACAAAAAUUUAUCAUCCAAAUAUAGAUAGAUUGGGCAGGAUUUGUUUGGAUAUUCUUAAAGAUAAAUGGAGUCCUGCUCUUCAAAUCAGAACAGUUUUAUUAUCAAUACAAGCACUUUUAAGUGCACCAAAUCCAGAUGACCCUUUGGCAAAUGACGUCGCUGAACUCUGGAAAGUAAAUGAAAGCGAAGCAAUACGCAAUGCCAAAGAAUGGACUCGGAGAUAUGCUAUGGACAACUGAUCUUAGAUUUUCCAUGAUGCGAAGUGACGUCACCCCUAUCUUUCCGAGUUUACCGAUCACUUUACCCGCACCAGCUGCGUACCCUGCACCUGUGUCCACAAUUUUGCUAUAAAAAUAAUAAAAGUUUUGUAAGAGUAAACAGAAUGAAACUGUAUUUUCUAUAUCGCGGGGAAUACAAAAAUGUGUUUAGAUUUCUUCAACGGUUUGUCGAACAGACUUGUCAAGAAUCUUCUAACAUUGAAAAAGUCAAUCGUAAGAAGGUUCCUAUUUCAGGAAGAAGGUAUAAUUUUAAUGAAUUGCUAGUUUUUACUUAAAAAUAUACCUUUGUAGUAAAAAUAAGUGAAUGUAGCAUGUUGCGUAAAGAUUUUUUUUUGAAUAUGAUUACAAAAUGGCUUGUGCAAUCAGUAA
Bombus huntii is the source of this 1213-nucleotide messenger RNA. Its product is annotated as ubiquitin-conjugating enzyme E2 N. Bases 350 to 805 code for a protein of 151 amino acids. NCBI's taxonomy places the organism in Eukaryota, Metazoa, Arthropoda, Insecta, Hymenoptera, Apidae. The transcript is spliced from 3 exons. The record is from RefSeq and is a predicted model, not a curated record.